Molecule: messenger RNA, 347 nt
Organism: Dimorphilus gyrociliatus
Lineage: Eukaryota; Metazoa; Annelida; Polychaeta; Dinophilidae
Source: the annotation of a GenBank genome assembly
AUACCGGAAAAUCGAAAUCUUUAGCACUGAAGUAAAGUAAUUGCAAAAGACGCAACAUGUCGGACGCCGCGCCGGAAAAGAACGAUAAAGGUGAUAAAGAAUUUAUCAAAUUGAGAGUUGUUGGUCAGGAUAAUUCAGAAGUUCAUUUUAAAGUGAAAAUGUCUACUACGAUGGCUAAACUUAAGAAAACUUAUGCUGAGAGGCAAGGCGUAUCAGUUCAAACUCUUAGAUUCCUUUUCGAUGGACGACGAAUCAACGAUGAUGAAACACCCGCACAAUUGGACAUGGAAGAAGACGAUGUAAUCGAGGUUUACCAAGAACAAACUGGAGGAGCAACAAACAAUUAG